Messenger RNA from Helicoverpa zea (corn earworm), 3710 nucleotides. It is a transcript of the gene Pi3K59F, whose product is annotated as phosphatidylinositol 3-kinase catalytic subunit type 3. The coding region runs from base 127 to 2892 and encodes 921 amino acids. The transcript is spliced from 18 exons. The record is from RefSeq and is a predicted model, not a curated record. Gene Ontology annotation, biological process: phosphatidylinositol-mediated signaling; endocytosis; autophagy of peroxisome. NCBI's taxonomy places the organism in Eukaryota, Metazoa, Arthropoda, Insecta, Lepidoptera, Noctuidae. Gene Ontology annotation, molecular function: 1-phosphatidylinositol-3-kinase activity. Gene Ontology annotation, cellular component: phagophore assembly site; membrane; cytoplasm.
UGGCUUACGUCAUCCGUUUGACAGAUUUACAUUUUACAUGGAAAAAGGAAAACAGAAAACAGUAAAAAGAGCAAAAACAGGCGAAACUAUUGUGGGAUCAACAAUUUAUUCGUAAAUAACAUCAAGAUGAAUGAGAUUGAUGAUAAAUUUUACUACGUGUAUAGUUCCUCAUUGGAUCACAAAGUCGAGAUAAAAAUAGGCACAUUAGAAGGCAAGCGAGCUAAACCGGAAUAUGACAAGCUGCUCUCAGAUCCGAUGCUCAAGUUCUCCGGUCUGUACCAGGAAGGAUGUUCCGACUUAUAUGUGACCUGCCAGAUACUGAGCGAUGGACAGCCUCUGGCGUUACCUGUUACAACGUCUUAUAAGUCUUUUAGUAAUCGAUGGAAUUGGAACGAAUGGGUGACGCUACCAGUGUACUUCAGCGAUUUACCCCGCAACGCGACCCUGGCUAUGACGAUAUACGACUGCGCUGGGCCGGGCAAGCUCAUGGUUGUGGGGGGCACUACUAUAUCGCUGUUUGGGAAGCAUGGCAUGUUGAGACAGGGUAUGUUCGACCUUCGCGUGUGGCCGGGCGUGGAGGGCAGCGAGAAGACUCCGGGCAAAGCCCCCGAUAGGGGCAAGGAGCAGAUGCAGAGGCUCGCCAAGCUGGCCAAGAAACAUCGGAACGGACAUAUACCUAAGGUGGACUGGCUAGACCGGCUGACGUUCAGGGAGAUAGAAAUGAUAAAUGAAAAGGAAAAACGCAGUUCAGACUAUAUGUACUUGAUGGUGGAAUUUCCUACGGUGCAGAUCGCUGGGAUCGACCAUGCAGUAGUGUACUAUGAACAAGAUGGCGACGAGAUGUAUCAGUUCCGAGCUCAAGCUGACAUCGUCACCGUACCUGACUAUGAGAUCUUACAGGAAAACCUAGUAGAAAGCAAACAGCACCGUCUAGCUCGUUCCCUCCGGUCGGGAGUGUCGGGUCGCGACGCCAAGCCAACUGCGGCCGAGCGCGACCAGCUCGCCGCGCUAGUGGCCGCGCCACCAGCCCGCCCGCUCACUGCCACCGACCAGGACCUGCUGUGGAAGUUCAGGUUCUACUUAUCAUCACAUCGCAGAGCGCUUACGAAAUUCCUGGAAUGUGUCAACUGGAACAGGCCAGGCGAGGUGCGGCAAGCCCUGUCUAUGAUGAAGCAAUGGGCGCCCAUGGACGUAGAAGAUGCACUUGAACUAUUGACUCCUAAGUUUACACAUCCCGCUGUCAGAAAGUACGCCAUCUCCCGUCUGAAACAAGCGCCCGAUGACGAUCUCUUACUGUACUUGCUACAGUUAGUACAAGCUCUGAAAUAUGAAGACUUCAACGAGAUACAUGACGAAUACGCUCGCGUAUGCGGCAAAGACCCGAGCACAGCUGAAUUAGAAUCUCGCGAGAGUCGCCUCAUGCAGAGUGGACACAGGGGUAGUCAAGCAAGUUUGUUGUCAGCCUCAGUGCUAACAGCAAGUGAGAUGACGUCAUCGACGACUAGCCGUCGUUCUACCGACGCCACCAUCGAGGAAGCCCCCGCUGCUAUCGAUUCUAAUGUUAGCGUCAACAAUAAUAACGACAAUGCAAAUCUAAUGGAUAAUAAUAACCCUUUCAGUGAAGACCCAUCAGAAGAGCGUCUAUCCCUAGCUUCGUUCCUGAUCUCCCGCGCCUGCAGCAACAGUGUAGUCGCCAACUACCUGUACUGGUACCUGCUCAUCGAGUGCGAGGACAGCGAUGCUGCACGGGAUCUGACUGCCAGGCAUAUGUACCUCGCUGUCAUGAGGACUUUCAGCCAUCGACUGGCUAGAGGUGACGCGGACCACCAGCGCAGCCGCUCGUUCCUGGCCCGCCAGCAGGUGUUCAUCGACAAGCUCGUGAAGCUCGUCAAGACCGUCGCCCGCGAGAGCGGCAACAGGAACAAGAAGGCUGAACGACUGCAGCAGUUGCUGGCAGACCCUGAUGCUUUCAAGUUUAACUUUACUAACUUCGAGCCUAUGCCUUUCCCUUUGGACCCUAAUGUUACUAUUAAAGGAAUCGUCGCCAAAAAAGCGAGCCUAUUCAAAUCCGCAUUAAUGCCUUCAAAGCUAACCUUCUUAACCACAGAAGGCAUGGAGUACGAAGCCAUUUUCAAACACGGAGAUGAUUUACGCCAAGACCAACUUAUACUACAAAUGAUCACAUUAAUGGACAAAUUAUUGAGACGAGAAAACUUAGAUUUAAAAUUAACUCCGUACAAAGUUUUAGCGACAAGUUCUAAACAUGGGUUUUUGCAAUUUAUUGAGUCUGUGACGGUAGCUGAAGCGUUGGCUACGGAGGGUAGCAUACAGAAUUUCUUCAGGAAACAUAAUCCGUGUGAAGGUGCCCCGUAUGGCAUUAAGCCUGAAACUAUGGAUACUUAUAUUAGGAGUUGUGCGGGGUAUUGUGUUAUUACUUAUUUGCUUGGCGUCGGCGACCGUCACCUGGACAACUUACUCCUGACAAAAUCCGGAGCCCUAUUCCACAUCGACUUCGGCUACAUCCUGGGCCGCGACCCCAAGCCGCUGCCGCCGCCCAUGAAGCUCAGCAAGGAGAUGGUCGAAGCCAUGGGAGGAGUCCACUCCGAGCUGUACCAUGAGUUCCGCAAGCAGUGCUAUACUGCCUUCUUGCAUUUGCGCAGGCACGCGAAUUUAAUGUUGAAUCUAUUCUCUCUGAUGGUGGAUGCGUCUGUGCCCGACAUCGCGCUAGAACCUGACAAGGCUGUCAAGAAGGUGCAAGAUAAGCUAAGACUGGACUUAGGCGACGAGGAAGCGGUGCACUACUUACAGAAUCUUCUAGACAUGUCUGUGACAGCUGUCAUGGCUGUGCUCGUGGAACAAUUCCACAAGUUUGCACAAUAUUGGCGGAAAUAAACUGGUUUACACCACUUUGAUUUGACAUGGGACUGAAGGAAAUAAAGUCGUACUCUUGGACCUAGUAACAAACUGUGUGCAAACAUUUUCUAACAUGUCCGCGAAAUGACAACCUGCUGUGGGCUCGUGUUGACGUGAACUACUUAUGUGGAAUCUCUCCAUAAUUGGUUUCUAACGGUUUUUAGUUGAAUCUCAUUAACCCCUUGAACGCCGAUGCGCGGGUCCACGCGAGACCUAAUUGAUUUUCUAUUGUUCUCAAAUUAGCGGCAUUCAAAAUGCAUGGUCUCGGUAGGAAAUCCAUCGACUGAGAGACGAAAAUCUGCAUGCCCUAUAACCCAGAUGAGCAUAUUUUUGACAAGGGUAUUAAUUUGAUAAUAAUUGUUCAAUAUUGACACAAUUUUUGACAUAUUGCUGAUUUUAAAGUCUUCCAUUACCGGAUUUUAAUUCGUAUUUUGCAAAUUCUCAUUUUGGCAUAACAUCUUGUCCCUGUGGUCAAAGUGUAAAGCUGAUUAUAGACUAAUUCGCUACUUAGCUAUUUUUAAUGAAUUUAUUCAAUAUUUAAAAAUUGUAUUUAUGUAUGUAAUCAUUUUAUUGGCAAAAUCGCUUUUGUAAAGUUUUAUUGUACCUUUCUCGCCAAGAAAAAAAUCGCUCUCGUAUUCUGUAUAAUAUUUAUUGGUAAAAUAUUAUAAUCACACCAUUUUCAAGUUUUUUUUUACAAUAAAUUGGCUAAAUUGAAAGAUGGGCGAACAACAUACUGUGAUAAAAUUAGGUAUUAUAAGUGUUCAUGAUUUUGUAAUAAUAAAUGCUAUUUUAAUAAA